UUAUUUUUAUUUAUUUAUUGCUUGUCACGUGACUUUGACUGCGUAGUUGGCAACCCCUGCAACUUAACCUUACUUCACCUUGUUUUUAUUUGUGACGUUUUUAGAGCUGAAAUGUGAUAGUGAAAAAUCGGAAUGAAACUCAAGUAGAGGCAUUUUUACUUAUCACUGCAUUUUAUUCCAAUUAAGGCACAAUGUCCCUGCUAAGUCGCCACUUGACUAGUUGUAUUAGGUUGCACAAAUGGACGAUACAGAGGCGUUUGCAACAAACCAAACCCAGGCUGGCGGUAGCCGGAGACGUUGUACCGAUUUUCAGCAACGUCUCCCAGUUUCCGGACAAGGUAGCAAUAAAAGACACUGUAGGUAGUUACACAUAUGCCAAUUUGUUCGUAAGCGCGAAAGAACUAGCAGCUACGAUUAGUCAGCAGUUGGAGCACAAAACCAACCAACGGGUGAUGUUCCUCAGCUCCAAUAACGCCGACUACGUCGUUACGUUAUGGGCGAUAUGGAUGUCUGGACAAAUUGCGGUCCCCCUCAGCCCCCUGCACCCCAAAAACAUCCUCCUCUACUACGCCAACGACACCAACGCCAGUCUCCUAAUCACCACCCCCAAAUAUUCCGAACUGAUGCAUCGCGUUUCCAAAAACACAAACAUAAAACUUCACGUACUUGACGAAAAAAUGCGUCUGAAAACAACUGAAAAGGUCGCAAAAGAGAAAGCCGACCUUGAGGCACCCCUUUCCGUGAGCUUUUAUAGCAACAGCAAAGCCCUUAUUCUGUACACAAGCGGCACCACUGGUAACCCAAAAGGGGUGGUCCUCACCCAUAAAAACAUCAUUUUUCAAGUGAACACCCUCCUGGAUGCGUGGAAAUGGGUUCCUAAUGACGUCAUCCUCCACACUCUCCCGUUGCACCAUGUCCACGGUAUCGUAAACGCGCUGUUAUGUCCGUUAUACAUAGGUGCCAGAACCAUGAUGCUUCCAAAGUUUGAUGCCAACACUGUAUGGUCGCACCUUCUGGGUGUCAAUACCCCUUCUGGGGACCGCAGAAUCACGGUAUACAUGGCUGUGCCAACAAUAUACUCAAAAUUGAUUGAAGAGUACAAGAGAGUGUUUGGGGCUGACCCCAAAAUGGUCGAGUACAUCAGAAACACGCUUAAGAAUAAAGUAAGGUUGAUGGUUAGCGGGUCGGCGCCGCUUCCAGGACCCAUAUACGACAAAUGGUUGGAUAUUUCUGGUCACAGGUUGCUGGAGAGGUACGGGAUGACGGAAACCGGGAUGUGUUUGUCCAACUUGUACGAUUCCGAUAGAGAACCAGGGUAUGUGGGUUUACCUUUACCUGGAGUGUCCGUCAGGUUGGUGGAUAAGCCAGAGGGCACCACUGAACAAAAUGUUGUUCUUGAAGUGAGCAACAAAGGGGGUGAGGUCGUGUACGAGAGCAACGAUGCUUUUUUAAAGAAUCAGGAAGAAUUAAAUGGAGAGUUGUUGGUGAAGAGCGACGGCGUCUUCAAGGAGUAUUAUAACAGGCCAGAGGCGACGAAAAAGGAGUUUACUGAGGAUGGCUGGUUCCAGACGGGAGACAUGUGUUCAUUUUCCAUAGGGAAAAAUAAGUUUAAAAUGCUCGGCCGAAAAAGUGCGGAUAUUAUAAAGUCGGGGGGGUACAAAGUCAGCGCCAUAGCGAUCGAGACGAUCUUAUUGGGCCACCCGGAUAUUAGAGAAUGCGUAGUUGUAGGGGUGGAUGACCCCGAGUGGGGACAGAAGGUCGUUGCUGUCGUCGUUUUUAGGGAUAGUAAGAGUCUUACCAUUGAUAAUUUGAGAGAGUAUGCUGCGGAUAAGCUACCAAGGUACUCUUUACCGACUGUCUUAAAAGAAGUGACUGAGAUACCCAAGAAUGCGAUGGGGAAAGUUAACAAAAGACAGCUGGUGGAAAGUAUUUUCGGAAAGUGAACGACUGAAUUUUUAAUAUUUUUAAUUCCAAGUAUUAUAUAUUUUUUGCGAUAUUACGGUUUAUUGUCACGUGUAUGGUUAUCUGUAUUGGAGAAUUCAAUAAAUGUAUAAAUACCA
This is a messenger RNA of Zophobas morio, 2060 nucleotides long. It is a transcript of the gene Acsf3, whose product is annotated as malonate--CoA ligase ACSF3, mitochondrial. The transcript has 3 exons. Lineage: Eukaryota; Metazoa; Arthropoda; Insecta; Coleoptera; Tenebrionidae. Bases 192 to 1943 code for a protein of 583 amino acids. The record is from RefSeq and is a predicted model, not a curated record. Gene Ontology annotation, molecular function: medium-chain fatty acid-CoA ligase activity. Gene Ontology annotation, biological process: fatty acid metabolic process.